GUUAAUGGCAUUCUCCAAUCGACUUUAUAGAGUUUAGUAGUUUCUGACAAUAAACUGCUUAUUGAACUGCAUUGGUCUUCAAAUCAGGGAGUUUUCCAGACAAGCAGGAGGAGAUGAAUUACGAAUUUGGGCGAGAGAGUGGUUUUAUCAACAGCCAGCCGUCGCUCGCAGAGUGCCUGACAUCUCUCUCCAUCCCUGUCGGUGAUGCAUUUCAAAGUUCAUCAAUCAAGAGCGCGGAGCUUUCACAGGCGACACUGAUUCCUCCUCCUUUCGAGCAGACCAUCCCCGGCCUGAACCCGGGCAUCCACUCACCACACAGCCGCUCAAAGCUUCCGCUGCAAGCUGCAUCCUUGCCCCUGGAGUACCCGUGGAUGAAGGAGAAGAAAAGCAUCAAGAGAAAUCAGACUGCAGCUGCUGCUGCGACGGCUGACUCCGCGUCACUCUACUUCUCCCCCCAAGGUUCUCCAGAGGUGCCAGAGGUUCCGGUUGGCGGUGGAGGGGCAUCCCGGAGGUUGAGGACCGCGUACACCAACACCCAACUCCUGGAGCUGGAGAAGGAGUUUCAUUUUAACAAAUACCUGUGCAGACCGAGGCGAGUGGAAAUAGCUGACCUGCUGGAUUUAACAGAAAAGCAGGUGAAAGUGUGGUUUCAGAACAGGAGGAUGAAGCACAAGCGGCAGACCCACUGCAAGGAGAACCGGGACAGUGACGGGAAAUACACGGGUCUGGACGACGGGCCGGAGGAUGAGUUGGAGCUGGCUGCGGACAGCAGCGCGGCCGGGACGCUCCUGGAGAGGGACAGCUACUUCCACCAAAAUACCUUAACGUCACAACAGAGUCAGAACGGCCACAAUGGAGAGAACCAAAGCCCGGCGGUUACGCCUUUGCACAGCAAUGAGAAAAAUCUGAAACAUUUCCCUAACCCGGCACCCACUGUUCCCAUCUGCGUGUCAACAAUAGGCCCGGACAAUGAUCAUUCCCCGGGCCUGGACGUUUCUUUGCAGGAUUUCUACGUUUUCUCAUCCUCCUCCUCUUUCUCACCAAGUUUGUCAGAUUCGGCACAUAGUCCUCUGUCUUUAUCCCCCGAAACAUUUGAUCUUUUCUCAGAAACACUCACAACAAUCGACCUGCAAAACUUGAGCUACUGACAUAUUUCAACAUGCUUUAUUUGAAUUCGGACACUUGUGUGCAGUUUUGGUACUCAGGUUUAGCAUUAAUCUCAUAAAUAAGGUAAGUUAAAGCAAAAACAACACCGCAAGAGGAGAGUUUAUUUUUAUGGAUUCGACUUUAAUUUAGCAGAAUACUUUUCUUGAAAUAAAACUUUAC
Messenger RNA from Pseudoliparis swirei, 1326 nucleotides. It is a transcript of the gene hoxa2b, whose product is annotated as homeobox A2b. Gene Ontology annotation, biological process: regulation of DNA-templated transcription. NCBI's taxonomy places the organism in Eukaryota, Metazoa, Chordata, Actinopteri, Perciformes, Liparidae. Gene Ontology annotation, molecular function: DNA binding; DNA-binding transcription factor activity, RNA polymerase II-specific. The transcript is spliced from 2 exons. The record is from RefSeq and is a predicted model, not a curated record. The coding region runs from base 114 to 1148 and encodes 344 amino acids.